Knipowitschia caucasica is the source of this 783-nucleotide messenger RNA. The record is from the annotation of a GenBank genome assembly. NCBI's taxonomy places the organism in Eukaryota, Metazoa, Chordata, Actinopteri, Gobiiformes, Gobiidae.
AUGUGUUCCUGCUCCCCCGGCUCCCCUCCGCCUCCUCCACCAUUGUCCCAGAGUGGGACGCCCGCUCCCUGCUUCAAGGAGUCUGCUAAAGGCACCUCUCAAGCCGGAGGUGCGGACUCCUUUCCCCUCCUCAACACUUUCCCCGGCUCAGUCUCAAACUCAUUGUCUGAGCAAAAGCAGGACAUUAGUCACUGCGGCCCGACGGGAGCCCGCGGGCUAAGGACCACAGCUCGAGCCCGGGACAGAGGGGAGGAGAGAGCGCUACAGGGGAAAGAAUGGGAACCAGGGAAAGGUUGGGAGCUGACGUGUGUUUGUUCCGGGCCUCAGACUUUCUUCCAAACUCUUCCAAAGCCGAGCGUCUGUGAGAGUGUUUUGAUGCUCGGGCUCCGCUGUAGACGCUCGUGUAGCUGUAGGUUUGGGGUGUGCGGCGGAUCCAGCAAAUCCGCCAGGGAGAGAAACGACAACGGAGAGUGUGUGUGGAGCCUUCGGAGUCAGCAUCCAGGGACUGAGAGGGGGGGGGGGGGGGGGAUGGGGGGAGACCAGUUUGAUAUGAAAGUGAAGGGAGAAAGUUGUCUCCCGACGCAGCCGCUGGGAGACAACGUCAAGGAGCUGGAAGACUCCGGCACUUUGAUCUGGCGCCUCCCGUAUACUUCGCCUUACUCCUCGGGACGCUCUCUCACCUGCGGUCACGAAACACCCACUUCACAGCCGCGGAUCUGGAGAAUACUGAGCCACUCAAACGCCAUCAGAAAACCAACAAACAAGGCAGAGAACAGAGAAUAG